Molecule: messenger RNA, 1062 nt
Organism: Linderina pennispora
Lineage: Eukaryota; Fungi; Kickxellomycota; Kickxellomycetes; Kickxellales; Kickxellaceae
Exons: 8
Source: RefSeq, a predicted model, not a curated record
CCUCUGACCUGGAAAAGGUCAAAUCCAACAUCAAACUCAUCGUGGAAAAUGGUCUAUCAAAAUAUGUUCUCCAGCUUUUUAUUACUGUCCGACGGAUAUGUUGCCUCUGAGCUCACUAUCUGUUUCACAAAUAGCAGGCAGAAUGAAAAUAGCACCGAUAUGGGUGAUACCAUUUCCCAAUAUCUUCAUAUGCAUCUACCAGCCUUAACAUCCAUAUCAUCCCGGGACAGACCACACUUCCGUACAUAUAUACGCCGAAUCUUCGUGAAUUGGAGUUAUGCUUUUACUUCAGAGAGCAGUGACUCGUUCGAUUUCUCAGAGCUUAAAGGAAGAUCCAUAUGCCGAAAAUUAAGCUUCUGUCGCUUUCUCACAUCCCUCCUUCAGACACAAACCUGUUUGCUUCCACAUCUUUCUGUCGCAUUUGACUCACUCAAUAUUGUCGGUGGUAUUGAUGUUCUUACACAAAUGAACCUACGCUUUCCAUUUAGCGAAAGGAUAUCAUUACGCUUGAGUGACAAUGCUGUUGAGGACACCCAGGAGUACAGCACAUUCACAGAGUCCAUAUUCAGCUCAUUUUCAGUUGCCACAUGGGCUAGGCUUGAAGUUGAGCACUAUAUUCCAGUAUCUAUUAAUUCUGAGCUAAAUAUUCCUUGCCUUCAUAUCUCCGCACCACUCUUUAUCGCUUAUUAUCUCAGUUACCCUUAUUGGAAGCAUCUAUGUGUUGAAUCAUAUCAUUAUGAUAAGCAACACAGGCACUUCACCAUAUUUCCCUGGAUAGUCCGAAGUUCAGCUAGGUACACAUCACGUUUUCCAUUAGUAUUUGAUCCUUGAUCCGCUCUAUGAGUUCAUCACAAACGUCGUCACGCUAAAAGGGUCAGUCAGUUCCUGAAUAUUAUCUGCAAGAGGUCCAGGAUCACUUCAGCCAAGGCAACUAUACAAGGAUUAUCCACAUAUUCAAGAAAUCCGUUUUUACUGAUAGCCUCAUCGAGGAUGUUCCGAAACCCGGGCCAAUAAAUACUAUCCAGCGUCAGAUAGAGUUUUCCUUGUCACCAAAACGCAGCU